AUGAAUGGAAGGAUUUUGCUCACUGUCAAACGAAGAAUCAAAAACGCAAUAAUUUUCAAAACCAAACCAUCGGAAAAGUCAACGGCAACAUUGGAUAUUAAGAAGCACAAGUUAUCAGAAUGCCAGCUGUUGGAGACGGGAGGGCUGGUAUGGAAACAUUGUCUUAUCACAGAUGAUUUUCAUGUUGAGGGAAACCGCGGAUUAGCACUGCUACAAGAAGUGUCACACGGUAGUGGCAACAAUCGUCUGUCAACAGUUCCACAAGAGACCUGCACAGCACUUCCAAAAUGUGCAACAAGAAAGCCUUCCCAUUCUGAUGAGAAUCUCAAGUGGAAAUGUUUGGCCAAAUUACGAUGCCUUCAUCCUCUACCUCACGGUACCACUGCCUACACACUUCAGGUGGCUGGACACACUGUGACCUCCGAUUCAACUGCUGCCAUACUCCGCCACCCAACCAGAGCGAUUAUUUUCAAAUGGCUUCAGCUUGAAUCGAACGGAUAUCCCGAAAUCGCGUUUUAUGAACAAAUGUACGACGAAGAUGCCAAAGAGGCUUUUCAUCAGUUGCGACCGUUCUUACCGAGAUAUUUUGGUGUGUAUUACACUCCAGAUUUUCGUGAUAUCUAUUUGGGCCUAUCCGACAAUCUCGCUGCAUUCGAAUUUCCCAACGUGUGUGACAUAAAGCUUGGCACAAUUAAUUACCGGCCAGAGAUCCCGAUGGCCAAGAAACUUCACAAGGAAGCUUCUUACGUGUGGCGGAAACAACUCGGAUUCGUGCUCAACGGACUGAUGAUUUACAAUCCCACAACAAACGCUUAUUCUCAAACAACAAAGUCGUACUGCCGAAGUCUUACACCAGUGCUGGUUCGUGAAAACCUUGCAGUCUUUCUUGGGCCAGAUCCACAACGUCGAGCACGCCUUGCUGAAGCGUAUCUUGCCAAGUUAUCAAGCCUCUCUAACUGGUUUGUCACCCACGGAAUCGAUUCAUUGUUGUUCUGUCGAACCUCUCUCUUGUUGGGUCAUGAAGCCGCGAAGAAAUCUACUGAAGUGGUUGUCCGGUUGAUUGAUUUCACUCAUUGGAGCGAAAUGACGAGUUCUGAUGUUCCAUCAGAGGCGAAAACCAUUAAGGAGCUUACCACAGGUUUCUCGCAUGCGCUUACGGUUCUGAUGGACAUGAUUGAGGUAAUCGCUCAGCCGUCUAGGAACGGUAGCUAA
This is a messenger RNA of Dicrocoelium dendriticum, 1212 nucleotides long. The record is from the annotation of a GenBank genome assembly. NCBI's taxonomy places the organism in Eukaryota, Metazoa, Platyhelminthes, Trematoda, Plagiorchiida, Dicrocoeliidae.